UUCUCCCUUUUAUUUUAUUUCAAAUUGUUGCGUUAAAGGCACCAAGACUUGGCCCUCUUGUGCCAAGUAUUACAAGGUACCCAACUUGUGAACCUAAAUUGAUUUGAAAGAGAAGUUUCUCUAUCUACAAUACACACACACACAAAUCUAAUCUUUCUCUUUCAACCUUAAUGUUUGCUCACCAUCAAGGCAAGUUUCCAUCUUCUGCUCCUCUAACAAUAUUAAUUGCUGCUAAAAUAUCUUGCAUCCUCUGUAAAAGGGUAACCAAAUCUUGCUUCAUUCCUCUGUAAUAUCUCACAAACGACCCAAAAAAAUAGAGUUUUACUUUUUGUUCUUUCCAUGUGAUGUGAGCAUUUUGGGUGAUAAAGAUGAAGACUAUAAUUGGGCUAGGGAUUGGGUUGAGUUUGGUGUUUGGUUUUCUUCUCUUAGCACUUAUUGCAGAAGUCUACUACCUUCUGAGAUGGAAGAAGCACAAGAAGAGAGUCACAAGCCAAGAGAGUGAAGAAGAGAAAGAAGAAGAACAAAAACAAAGUGGAUACGCUAAGGAACUUAUCCAGCUCUUCUGCUUCAAAAGGCCUCAGUCUUUACAUGCCAACAAUGGUGGAAGAGAAGAAGGAGUCACACCGAGGAAUCAUCAAGAUUUGGAGCUUGGCUUGAUGAAACAUCUAGAAGGAGGAGGAGGAGGAGGAGAACUAGGGUUUGAAGCAGAGCUCAUGAAGCUUCACAACCAGAGGUUUCUCUUCACAAUCAUGGAAGAGACAAAAGCUGAUAUGGAAUCCGAUGAUGGGAAGUCAAGAUCAAGAACGAGGAGCUUGAGUGAUGUAAAUGACUGUAAUACCCCUGGUUUCACACCAUUGGCUUCUCCGACAGCAGUAAAGUCGUCUCCUUUGGGGUCUUAUUCACACCAUGAGUUCAAUCCUCUGUUCGAAACAGAGGGUGAGCUUGAGUUUAACAAGUUUUUCAGGUCGUCUUCGUCGCCUCCGCCCAAGUUCAAGUUCAUGAGAGACGCGGAAGAGAAGCUGAGGAGGAGAAUGAUCGAAGAAGCCAAGAGGAGAGAGCAAAAACCGGAACUUUCGGUAGAAGGUUCGUUCUUGAAGUUCAUGAACAGAGAAAAGAAACAGAGUAAUCAAGAAUCUGAUGAAACGUUGUCGUUUCGUACUUCAGCAGGUACAAAAUCUUAGAACGUUAGACCAGAAAUCAUUUGCAGUGGUUGUUUAGUAUUAGACCUCUCUUUUGCUUUAAUUUUAAAUUUUUUUUUUUGAAAUUUUUUUCGAAUUUCAAUUUUAAUUGUGUGAAAUGUGAAUCAUCUUUCCUUUCUUUGGAAAUGAUUUCUUCUGUACGUAAUCAAUCUGAAAAAAAUAUCUGCAGAUGCUUCUUUUAAUUUCGUUU
This is a messenger RNA of Eruca vesicaria subsp. sativa (arugula), 1389 nucleotides long. Lineage: Eukaryota; Viridiplantae; Streptophyta; Magnoliopsida; Brassicales; Brassicaceae. The record is from the annotation of a GenBank genome assembly.